UAUGAUACUUGAAAUGACUUCGAUUUCGUUGUGAAAAAGAAAUGUUUCACAACAAAAAACGGUCUCUGUACGCUCAUUCUUUACGUGGUGUCGGAACUGGUUCGCGACUAAUAAUUACAAAUGAAUAUCUUACCAAGCAAGGUUUGAAAAUCGAGAAAAUGACGAAAGUUUUAAAAUGGAUAAAUCAAGAGGGACGAGCAUUUUAUUCUUCUAAGGCCGUUGAAGAAUUUAUUCGAUCAGAGCAGGAAGGAGAAAUCCUCUCAGACGAAUCAGACGCUGAUUAUUUACCCUCGGCAAGUAGUGAUGACUGCCUUAGCUCCCCAGAGAAGUCCUUCAAGCAGAAACGGCUCAAAGUCAAUCAAGAUGACAGUAAAAUCUCAAUUGAGCUUCCAGUAAAGUAUCACAUAGCAAUGACAUCUCAGUUAGAGGAUUUUAUAGAACAAAUCAACAAGACACAUUCCUGUACUGUGCCAACUGGAUGCAAAGGAAAACUUGUACCAGUAAAGAUCCAAGAGAAAGGCCUGGGAGGUGCAGUAAAGGUCAAUUUUGCAUGUUCUGGCUGUGGCAAUGAAAUUCACUAUGCCAGUAGUCAGGUUGCAUUAUUACACCACAAACGAAACUGUGUGUCUCUGGAAACAGCCCUUUGCUUUCUUGUAUAUGGACAAGGUUACCAUAACUAUUACAAGGUUUUGAAGUUAGGUGUGGGUUUAGAUGUUCUGGCAAGAAUUAAUUUCCAGAAAAUUAUUAAGUUGGCUUACCCACACAUUAAAACUGUCUUGGAUGGCAUGUGUGAAAAAGCAAAGAGCAAUAUGCAGUCAAAGGCUUCUGAAGAACUAGGUACUUGGCAGCGUGCUGUGACAACUUCUGAUGGAUGUUGGUAAGGGGCUUUCAUAGUCGAUGCUGUACCUUUGUUAUCCUUGAUUUUAUUUCUGGUGGAAUUUUGUAUUAUGGUCAUCUUUGUAUGAGAGGGAAAAAGAGUGUUUGUAACACUGAUUUAUGGGAAGGCACUUCCAAAGCUGCCGAGGGCCACCUUGCCUAUUUGCUUUUCACGGAGGCCAAAGAAGAGGGCCUCAACAUUGCUUUAAAUUGGCAGGAUCAAGAUUCAACUGCUGAAAUAUCAUUUAGAAGUAUUUUUCCUGAUGGUGAGUUGAAUCGUGUGGUGCUGUGUGGAGGUCAUGUUGGACGUUCCCAUGGGAACAAUUUGAAGGAAUACAAGGGGAAGAAAGUUGUUGACAAAGGCUUUAUUGAUAAGCACAAGAAAAACCACCCAGAAAUUAGCAAAGCAAAAUGCUGUUGUGAAGGUAAGAAACACUCCAAAUCAUGUGGGUGUCUUUCUGAUGAUUUCAUUGCUGCUGGAAAACGAAAUCAUUUUUCUGCUCUAAAACAGAGUCACAAUAGUUCAGAGGAAUAUUCCAGGCGUAUGAUAGCAUUGGGAAGAUAGCACUACAGAAAUAUACACCAGUGGAUAAAUAAGGAUGGCGAAAAUGAGGAGUGUGGAUUUCAUUCCCUGGUUAUUUGCUCUUGUGGGUCAUGUGUAAGCAAUGGAAGUGAUGGUAAUGACAGUAAUGAUGCUGGAAGCAGUGAUGAUGAUGAUGGCAGUGAUGGCGAUCAUAAUGUUAGUAAUGAUGAUGGUGAUAGUAAUGAUGAAAGUGAUGAUAAUGGUGAUAUUAAUGAUGAAAGUGAUGAUGAUGAAAGUGAUGAUGAUGAUAGUAAUGAUGAUGGCAGUGAUAAUGAAGACAGCGAUUAUGAUGACAUUGAUGAUAGUGAUGAAGAUGAAGAUCCUCAGUUGAAAUGCCCUGGUAAGUCAUAUACGACUCGAAAGAUUCUUCAUUGUGAGCUUCAUGCUCUGUUGUACGAGAUUGAGUGUACCCGAAUUUCUCAGAAAGCCAAAUAUAUUGUGCAUGAGGAAAUGGGGAGAUGACACUCAAGCAUGCCUGAGAGCAAGUUUAAUGUGUUGACUCGCUUUCGCACAAAGAAUGUUAACUUACACCAAUUACAUUAUUAAUUUAUUACACAUGUUGGAUUAUGCCAGAGUAAUAUGACAUUUAUGUAUAAAGAAUAUGGUCCGUCAUAUCACUGGAUGAAGGAAUAGUAUGACCUGUUGCACCUCCCAACUCCUGAUGGGUUGGAGGAAAUAUGGAGAAUGGAAAAUGAAAGGAGAAUGAAGGGGCUUAUCAAGAAAAGAACAGAUGCAGCAAAAUCUGCUAGAGCAAAGAAAAAGCAACAACGUCUUCAAGAGAGCAAACAAAGGAAAAAAUUUGUUCAGAGACAAAAGAUUGUGCAUAACUAUGGGGACCAAGGGGAAGAUGUUGGGGAAGAAGAAUUAUUACAGGAGGUACAAAAGAACAUUCGCAAGAACACUGGCACUCGGGAACAACCGAAAGCAACGAUGCUCCCCGAGGAGCCAGAGUGAAUAUUGGUGGACAGCAAUAUAGAUGCGGAAGUAAAAAACAUUUGCGCAUUUCCCACAGAACUUGUCCUUUGAAUAAAAACAAAAAUUCUUAAUAGAUACACUAAGACUGUAGAUUAUACAAUUUUACAGAGAACUCACAAAUUAAUGAGACUGUAUUGUGGACUGCUUUCUGUCAUGUCCCUUACUGUAAAAAAGUAGUUACAAAAAAGUAGAAAGUGUCUUCUUUGCAGGAUUGUAUAAUAAACUUAUUAUCCACCAAGCAUAUUUUAAUUGUAACUGUAUUUUGGUGAACCUUUUUAUAUCAUUUUGUUAUCUGUCUAUCCAAGAAAUGCAAAAGAAAUAGGGAAUGGRAAUAGAAAGGGAGAAGUGAAGAGGAGCACAACUUUAGUAAUAGGGACAAACUGCUGGUCAUAGUAAUCACAGUGGUUUAUUAUGUGUAUAUUUUUCCAGUAGUUACAAAAUUAAAUGUUUCUAUAUAGUGUGCUUAACAUUAGUAUAUGAAAURAAUAAACAUGAAUGCUAUGAAGUUCUCAAAUCAAAAGGAUUUAUUAUUGGUAUAAAGUUUUCCGGUGGUUACAAAUUAUACUUAUUUUGCUGGAUAGUAGCAUCAAAAGAAAGAAUUGCAGACUUAUUUCAUUACUAAAAUUUGAAAAAAAAAAGAAACAGUAGAAGC
This is a messenger RNA of Actinia tenebrosa (Australian red waratah sea anemone), 3086 nucleotides long. RefSeq lists its product as uncharacterized. Lineage: Eukaryota; Metazoa; Cnidaria; Anthozoa; Actiniaria; Actiniidae. The record is from RefSeq and is a predicted model, not a curated record.